AUGUCGAUCGUAUCUCAGGGAGAGGUGGCGCGGGAGAGCGGUGGUGAGGCGUUCCUGUACCCGCAGUUGACGAUGACUAACUACAUGAGCUGGGUGAUUCGCGUGCAGACGAUGAUGGAAGAUCAAGGCAGCCAGGAGAUAGUCAAACCAGCAGCCGGUGAGGUCGUCGACGAGAAGAAGGACAAGAAGGCGAGGUCGCAUCUCUUCCAAGCGCUCCCGAAGGAUCUCCUGAUACAUGUGGCAAGGAAGAAAACUGCGAAGAGGGUCUGGGAUUGUCUCAAGACAACAUCCGUAGGAGGGAGAGAGAGCCUGGACCAGUACGCUGGAAAGCACAACAGCAUGUCUGUCAGGUACGCAAACCUAAGGGAGACACUCGACGACGUUGCAUUGGUCAAAAAGCUGUUCGACACCGUGCCGGAUCGAUUCCUGAGUGUGAUCACCGGGAUUGAGCAGUUCUACGACCUCGACAAUAUGUCGUUCGAGGAAGAUGUGGGGCGGCUUAUGGCGUUUGAAGAAUAUAGCAACAACCACAGCCGGGGUGGUCAUGGACGCGGCAAAGACCAUGGCAAAGGUGGUCGCAGCGUGAUGUCGUGCAAUGACGAGGAGAAUGGCUCAGGCAGUUGUCGUCGCAACAAGAUCCACAUCAGGUGCUUCAACUGCCACAAGAUGGGGCACUACGCGAACGAGUGCAAGGCACUGAAGAAGAAGGAAGAGGAGACUCAUCUCACUCGUGCUGACGAUACCGAGCCAGCCCUGCUACUCGUGGUGUCAAAAGAGCUAGCAUAA
Phragmites australis (common reed) is the source of this 786-nucleotide messenger RNA. RefSeq lists its product as uncharacterized. The coding region runs from base 1 to 786 and encodes 261 amino acids. Gene Ontology annotation, molecular function: nucleic acid binding; zinc ion binding. The record is from RefSeq and is a predicted model, not a curated record. NCBI's taxonomy places the organism in Eukaryota, Viridiplantae, Streptophyta, Magnoliopsida, Poales, Poaceae. The transcript has 3 exons.